UGUACUGCGCUGGGCAGUGCAGUCAAUAUCCAAACACAUAUAGAUGUAUUUCCGAAUACAGUCAGUUCGAAAUCAGACAGGAUGUGUACAUCAGUAGCCUGUCCAUGGAUUCCUUUCUGAUUUCUUCUGUCUCUUUUAGACGUCACCAAUUUUGGAACUUAGUGCUCUUUGUGUGUUUUUUUGUUGAUUGUUCGCGCGUCCUUUUGGGGUGUUGUUCUACGCUCUGCGCUCCCGUAGCCUACGUUGUGUGUCGGUUGAGUUUGGAUACUAUACACUUCUUGUCUCGCUCCCACUGGCCCAGAUGACUUUGCGCCGUUCCAGCCGGAGACGUUGUUCUCCAGUCGGCUUCAGCAGGAAAACAUCCGGCUAAAGUUUGAAUGUAACGGUGACUGGGAGGUCCGUGACAACACCGUGCCCUGGAUUUGCAAUUAUCUAUCGAUUGCAACUAAAGAGCGGAUAUACAGUCUCCGCAAACAGGCUUCAUCUGUUGGAUUUAUUCAACUACUGGAUGUAUUCAAAAAUCAUGAAGACCAGUCUUGUUGAGGGGGGGCGACUCCUGUUCCUGGUUGUGUGGCUAAACCUGGUGUCUCGAGGAGUGGAUGGCUGCCCGGCCAAAUGUGUGUGUUACAGCGAACCACGGCCCACCGUGGCCUGCCAGCAACAAGGACUGUUCUCCAUCCCUACCGAGAUCCCUGUGCGGAGCCAGCGUAUAUUUCUCCAGAGCAACAAGCUGACCGUGGUCCGCUCCACCAGCUUCAGCUCCGUGCACAACCUUACCGUCCUCUGGAUGUACUCCAACAAUAUCAGCCACAUUGAGGCCGGGGCCUUCUACGGUCUGGAGCGGCUAGAGGAGCUGGACAUUGGGGACAACAGUAACCUGAGGAUCAUCAGCCCGACAGCCUUCAGGGGUCUGUCCAAGCUUCACACCCUCCACCUGCACAGGUGCGGCCUGUCGGAGUUACCUGUCGGAGCGUUCCAGGGACUGUUCUCCCUGCAGUACCUCUACCUGCAGGACAAUAACCUGCUGGCCCUGCACAACGACACCUUCCUGGACCUGGCCAACCUCACCUAUCUGUUUCUGCACAACAACAAGAUCAAGACCGUGUCGGACCACAUGCUGCGCGGCCUCAUCAACCUUGACCGCCUGCUGCUGCACCAGAACCGGGUCAUCUAUGUCCAGCCGAGGGCAUUCAGCGACCUGGGGAAGCUGACCACGCUGUUCCUGUUCUACAACAACCUUACCGUGCUGACCGGGGAGACCAUGGACCCGCUGGUGUCCCUGCAAUACCUGCGUCUCAAUGGGAACCAGUGGGUGUGUGACUGUCGGGCCAGGACCCUAUGGGACUGGUUCAAACGCUUCAAGGGCUCCAGCUCUGAGCUCGAAUGUAACGUCCCCCUGGAAUUGUUCGGGAAGGACCUGAAACGGCUGAAGAGUAACGACCUGGAAGGGUGUGUGGAGACCCCCCAGAUCCAGACCCAGCUCUUCAGCUCCAAGCCGCGUUCCGGAAAAUUCCCCUCCACUGAAAAUCCUCUGGGAGAUGGAAUUCCCAGAUGUUGUCUUCCAGACAACGAUAAGUCCUCUAUCAUCUCCGGGAAAACGAUCGCUGACCCCUCAUCUUACAACAGCCGUCAGAUCACCAACAACCCCCUCAAGGAGAAGGAGAACAUAUCCAAGACCAAAUUCAGAGAGCACGAGCGAACGAAAAACGAGACCAUCCGGAAUAAGCAGAGUCUCAACGACGGGCCUCUGGGGACCCUGUCCAACAACCUUGACCAGUCAUUGGUUCAAAUUGAAGACCUGGAACCCUCUACAGCCCCAACCAGGAAGAAAAAGAAGUGCACUAAAAAGCCCAAAUCUGACGCCCAGUGUCUCAAAGGCCAUGGAUCUACAAUGCAGGUGGCGAUGAGUUCUCUCUUCAUGUCCAUAAUCUGGAUCUGGUUCUCCUUGGCCAUGUCUUAGGACCUUAGGGCCUGGCACGGAUCUACAAUGCAGGUGGCGCUGAGUUCUCUUUUCAUGUCCAUAGUCUGGAUCUGGUUCUCCUUGGCCAUGUCUUAGGACCUUAGGGCCUGGCUGGGAUUAGAUCACAUGCUAAAUAUACAUUGCUGGGACUCACAGAUUGUUAUUAAUGCUCAUGACAAUAAUACAGAAUCCUUCUGCAGUGACCUCUGACCUCCAAUAAUAGCCUAGAGACUGAAAACCAAGAGGUCAGGUUUGGACAGAUUACCAGGGUAACAAGGACUAUGUCCUUGAAGUUAAACUACAAAAGAAGUUAAAAUACAAUUUAACAAAAUGGAUGCCUUUACAGAACACAUCAUAUCUAAUGUAUAUAAUAAAUCGGUGCCCAAAUUGUUUGUUCUGUAUGUACUUUAUUGUACCGUGUCUAAGCUACACCACUUUGGAGACUCUCCUUAUUCCUAUUUCCCUCUCAAAAAGCUUUUACUGCAACAACAGUGACUGCUGAGACAGACCACUGAAAAAAUAGGAAAAAACAUCAAUUCCGAGGGCCGGCUGAACGCACACAAAAACAUUUAUAAAAAAAUAGAUUUUCAUGCCCCCCCCAUUAUUUAUAAAAAAAAGUGAUGCAUUUGUUGGGUACUGUUAUGUUUUUUAUGUUUAUACGUAUUUCAGUAAAGACAAAUGUUUAUUGUUUCCCAGUUUGAGUUCUGUUUUCAUCACAGUAUGGAUACAGGUAGCAUUGGCUAAUAGAAAGCUGGCUAAAUGUUUUACAGAGAUUGCAAUGGAAUCAUAGAUAUGCAUUUUAUUUUACUUGUGUACAAGUAUGAAUAUAUUAUGAAUAAAAGGUCUCCUUUC
Messenger RNA from Oncorhynchus gorbuscha (pink salmon), 2812 nucleotides. Its product is annotated as reticulon-4 receptor-like. The coding region runs from base 509 to 1960 and encodes 483 amino acids. Gene Ontology annotation, molecular function: protein binding. The record is from RefSeq and is a predicted model, not a curated record. The transcript has 2 exons. NCBI's taxonomy places the organism in Eukaryota, Metazoa, Chordata, Actinopteri, Salmoniformes, Salmonidae.